Molecule: messenger RNA, 5359 nt
Organism: Paramecium sonneborni
Lineage: Eukaryota; Ciliophora; Oligohymenophorea; Peniculida; Parameciidae
Source: the annotation of a GenBank genome assembly
AUGUUAUAAUCUAUUGAGAAAUUAUUCAAAUUGAUUUGCUUAAUAAUUCACCCAUCAACUUCUUAGAAAUAAUCUGAAGUGUUACAUUAUAUGUUUACAAUACUCAAUAAAUUUUAAGAAUUGUAUUUGAUUUAGGAUUCUAUAUAAUAAACUGGAAUGUUUACUAAGUAUGAUUUUAUAUAAUUAGUUCAAUAACUUUAAUAAUUGAGUACUUUUUUGUAAUCAAUAAUCUCAGCUCAUCUUAAUUAGGAAUUGUUGUAAUCCUUUUUUUUACUUUGCAUUUAAUAUUGGUGCUUUUGAUAAUCAAAUUUAUUUUUCACCACGAUUAACCUACUCAAACCAUUAUUCAUAAUUUUCUAAUUAAUUAUCCAUUAAUACUGACUAUACCUAUAAUGUAUACAAGUUUUUCCAUAUUUCUUAAUGAAUCCUUUUUUAAAUUAUCAAGUGGAAAUUCAAACAAAGAUUUAUGUUUUUUCUUUUCAAUUAUGAAUUUAAUAUUUUUAACUAUAGUGACUGUGAUUCACAUUUACUUUGCUCGUUGUGAAACACUAAUGGAUGAUAAUAAUAUUUUAAAAUUGGAUAAGUCAAUUACUAAGAAAAUUAUGGAAAAUUUACUUUUACUUUCGAUUAUAGCUUUAAAAUCAUCUAAUGAAUUACAAUCAUUAAGAGUUAUGUUAUUAAUAAUUAAGUAUUUAAUUUAUAUAACAUCAUCUUUAAAAUGGAUAAAUGAAAAAAAUUUCAUAAUUAUUGAAAGUAUUUCUUCUGUCAUUUCUAUAGGAAUUGUACUCAAAUUAUCACUUUUAGAUAUUCUUUUAAUUGCUUUGUUAAUAUUAUCAAUAUUAGUUUAAAUUUAAGAUCAUUGUUUAUCAUUUUAUAUAACAACAAAAAAUUAGGAUAAUUUUACUACAAUCUAGGUAUUCUAUAAUAUUUAACUAUUAUUAGAUAAUCUAACAAUGUCUUAGAAUGGGUUCCAAUACUAAACAUGCAAUAAUUCUCAGAACUAUAACAAAUAAUCAUGUCUGUCCAAGAAAGACUAAAAGUAGUGAUGAGACAAUUACAGUUUGUUUAUUAAGAAAAAUGGCUAAUACUAAGGAUUAAUCAAAUUUAAAUAAAAACAUAUUAAUUUAUUGUUAAUACAUAGCUAAUAAUGCUCCUUUAAAAGGAUUAAUUAAAUUGAUAACAAUAAAAACAGAAGAUUUAUAUCAUAAAUCCUCAUAUGCAAAUUUAUGCACAUUAUUAUAUGAGAGAGUUAAAUAAUUUCAAUAAGAAGCUUAGUUAAUUAAUGGAAAAAAGAGUUCUAAUGAACAUAUAAAUUAUCUUGAUGCUGAGUCUGCAUUUACUACAACCAAAUCUAAUUAAGAAUUGUUUCCAAUUCUAAAUUAGGCUUUAAAUGCUAAAAUAUAAUUUUGGUCAAAAUUAAUAAAUGGUUAUCAAAAUAUCGACAAUCUUUUAUCUGAUACUCUUAAAACAACUGAAAAGAUGUUAAAAUGCAAAUAAUUAUUUGAAGAAAGAUUUGAUUUUGAAAAUUUAAAAUUAAAAAAUGGAAAAUGUACAGAUGUUAUAUCAAUGAGAAUUUUAUAAAUGUUUUAUUCUGGAAUUUAUACUAAUUCUUAUUUAUCCUAUUUACUUGAGAAAUAGAUUGAAGAUUUAUUAAAAAGUGAACGAUUUAAAGAGGAAUAAUCAUUGGAUAAUGUUUAAUUAAUUGAAAGUAUGAGUUUUGUUUAUUUUAAUUAUAGAUAGAAUAAUAAUACUAAAAACAAGCUUAGUUAGAAAAAGAGGAGAACUUAUUGAUAUAAAUAUUAAACAGUUAAGUUAAUUUUUGAAUGAAAAGGAUGAAGCUAUUAAACAUAUUAAAAAUUGCACACAAUUAAUGCCUAAUUUUUUAGCUUAAAUACAUGAUAAUUUAAUGGAUAAUUAUAUUUCAAAUGGUUAUUCUAAAUUAAUGAUUCAUGGAGAAUCCAGUUUUUAUGAAUUAUUGUCUGGAUAUUUAGAACCAUGUAAUAUAAACUUAUAUAAUUUUUAUGAUAAUCAAUAAGAUUUUAUUCUUAAUAUGAUUUUGACUAAAGUUUAAUCAAAAAAUGAAACUAUCCUAUUUGGUAUUGAUGGUAAAAUUUUAGGAUUUACUAAAUAAUUUUAUGAUGAAGCUUUUCAAGAUUAAACUAUUAAUUCUCGAUAAUAACUUUCAAUAUCAGAAUUGUUAAUUAGACAACCAUUGAUUGCCUUUUACAUUCCAUAAAUUAUAAAUCAAACACAGGAACUUUAAUCUUAAAUAAACUCAUCAUCAAAUUAUUUACUCAAUAAUUUAAAAUCAUAAUGGAUUAUUCCUGAUAAUCAUUUAGAUGCUUUAUAACAUUCUGCUUUCAUAUUAUCUCAAUUUAAAAAGAAGCAAGAUUAUUCUAAUUUUAGAUCCUUUAAAUCUUAGACAUAAUCAAGAUUUUCAUAAAAUUCAUAAAAUACUUAAAUUGAAAAUUAUGAAGAUAAAGAUUUCUCAAAAGAUUUAAAAAAAUUAAUAAUGAUUUAAGAUAAUCCAAUUAUAUUAUUACAUCCUGAAUAUAAUUAAAUAAUUGCACGUUCUAUUACAUAUGAUAAUAAUUAAAAUAGUUCUCUUGAAAUUCAUUACAGUCUGUAAUAUAAAACCUUAGAUUUAAAAAAAAAUUAAUUUGGAUACUUUUAAUUAUCAAUAAAAGAAUUUAAAAAAUGGAUGACUACACUAUCUUAAGUGGCACCAACAACUAAUUAAACAACUUAGGAUAAUUAUUAAUUAUAAUCUGUAAAUUUAAUUAGUGAUAAUGGAUUGCAAAGUAAAUCUUAUCAAAUAAGUAAUGUAAAUUCAGAAAUUUCAGAAAAGUUAGAUGAAGGUUUAAAAGAUAUAAGACAAAUUUAAUAUUUUAACUUAAGUUAAUCAAAUUUUAAAGAUAAUAAUAAUAGUGCCAAUUAAUCUAAAAUAUAGUCAAUAUCUAAUUCAAGAUUAAUUGUAUAAAAAUUGGGUACUACUGAAAGAGCUUAUGAAUUAGAGUACUAAACUGUUGGUCAAUAAUCACUAGCUACUAAUACAAGAAGGUGUAGUUCAAAUUUAUUUUUAUAAUCUCAAUUUUCCAUUUAACCUUUAUAUAUAUAACCAAAAAUAUUUGAUAAAAAAAUAUCAGAAGAAGUAAAUGAUAUUGAAAAUGAAAUGAACUCUAUUGAAAAUUAAGGACAGCUAAAAGAACAAUUAGAAAAAAUUUAAAUAAACCCUAUUAAUGAUGACUAAGAAGAUUAAAUAGAUUAAAUAGAAGUUGUCUAAUCAAAUAGUCAAAGUGAAAAAAAGAAAUUAAACCUAUUAGAAAAAUUCUAAAAAUCAUAAUUACGAAAACAAAAGGAAAAUUAUGGAGAUUUUUAGUCAAAUCCAUCAAGAACUUCAACUAGUUCUACUUCGAAAGAGGCACUAACUAUUGUACAACAAUUGUAUGAUAAUAAAAAAUUAAUUAAUCCGUUAAAGAAAAUUUCAUUUCUAUUUGUAUUAAUCUGUUGUGGUGUAUUUAUAAUUAACAUAAUCAAUGUUAAUUAAAUAGAAAAUAAUUUACUAACCUAAAUUGAUUAAAUCAAUAAUGUCAAAAAACCAUUAAAUAUUAAUUAUUUUUACUUUGGGGCAUUGUUUUAGUAAAUAUGUAAAAUGCUUCAUUAUAUGAAUAUUUUAGAAUUAAGUCCUCAUUAAGUAAAUAGAAUAGAAGAAUAACUUGUAAAAAUGUAUUAAUAUGGAAGAGAGAUUAUGUUUGAUCAUAUAGUUGAUGUUUCUAUUUUGGCUAAGGUUAUAGAUAUUACUACAUUUCCAUGUAAAAUUAUUGAGAAUAAUGAAAGAGUUACUUUAAAUACAACUUUACAUGAAUUUUACACUAUUUAUUUUGAGCUUGCUGAAGAUUUAUAUAGAAGAAAUUUAAAAUGUUCUAAAGAUUGCGAUUAUUUUGAUCUAUAUACACAUGGUUUUAUUCGAUAAAAUUUAGUUAUCAUGAUGGAAUUUCAUGAUUAAUUGAUUGAUUAAAUAACUUAAUUUACUUUGGAAAAACAAAACGAAGUUAAAGGAGAUUUCUUAUAAAUAAUGCUCGCUGAAAUGAGUGUAAUAUUAUUAAUAGUUGGAAUCUAAUUGAAAAUCUGGUUAUUUAUAGAUUAAAUUACCAAACAUAUAAUAUUUUUGAUUUCAAGAUUGAAUGAAAUCUAGGCAAUGGAUUAGAUAUAAAAAUUAUCUCUGAUUAAAUAUUACAUAGAAACAGAAAGUAACAAUCAAUGGAAAAUUACUAAUUUUUCUGAUUUAAUGUUCAAAUAUUUAGAAAAUAAGAAAGUUUAAAAAGUCAUUAUAAUAAAUUAAAAAGAAUCAGAUAAAAUAAAUAAUUAUAAAUCAACCACAGCUUUAUAUUCAAGAAUCUAAAAAACUUAUUAUAUUAAUAGAAUUAAUAUUAUUCUUACAUUUAUGUUAUUAUUGACCUGGCCUUUAUAUUUAAUGACUGGUUACUUGAUUCAUAUGUAAAAUAAUAACGACUUUUAACCUUCAUUAGAGGUCACAUUAAACAUGGUUCAGUUUCGACAUAAUAUGGAUGCAACUGCUAUUUUAGCUGGCAUAAUCAAAACUGAAAAUUUACUACCUAAUAAUGAUCUAAACUAUAUAAAUCAAACUUAUAUUAUAGAAUUAUUUUUAGAGCUUAAGAAUAAUUUAUCUCCUAUCAUUAAUAAUAUGGCCACUGUUGUGUUAGAUAAUGCUAAUUAGAAUAAUGAAAAAAGUAGAUUUGAUGAUCUAUUAAAUAAUGAUUUAUGUUUAUCUAGUAAUUCUUCUGUGCUUGUAAUGUGUGAGCCAAAUUUAAUCACGCUAUAAUAUUAUGAGUAAUUAUUUAUGUUAUUUUAUAGCAAAGACGAUUAUAGUUAUAUCACUAAAAAUGGAGCUUUGGGAUUAGUAGCGGGAUUUAUUAAAUUUAUAAACUAAGAUUUCAACUACGAAUUUACAACUUUACACUAUAAUCCUAAUCUUACUGAGAACUAUGAGGAGAUUAAUACACAAUAAUUUAAUAGUUUUUUAAUAUCAUAUUCUACUGAUAUAUUAGAAGUAAUGAAAAUGUUUCUAAUUUUACUUUAAGAAGAAAACAAAUCAAUAGCUGAUCAGAUUAUGUCUAUUAUUUAAGCAUAUUAUUUGGGAUUUGGAAUUAGGUAAUUAAUAAAUAUUUUAUAUAGUCUAUUUUUUAUUUUUUCUCUAACAUCAAUAUUAUGGAUUUAUUUCGCUUAAAAACAGAUGAAUUCAUUAAGAUAGAUCUUAGUCUUAAUCCCAGUUGAUCUGAUACUUAGUGCAAAUAUCAGAAGCUAAGCCAAAGAAAUACAUAGUUGGUUAUACUCAUGA